This is a messenger RNA of Racocetra persica, 560 nucleotides long. The record is from the annotation of a GenBank genome assembly. NCBI's taxonomy places the organism in Eukaryota, Fungi, Glomeromycota, Glomeromycetes, Diversisporales, Gigasporaceae.
AAAUAAUUUCUGAGUUGUUAGAAGCCCCCACCUCUAUAGGUGGUGGAGCAUUAAAGUCAAGGUGGACGAAAGCAAAUGUUUGGGUUCAUGGCGAUAUUGCAGUUGGAAAUCUCCUUGUGAAGGACGGAAAAUUUGGUGGAGUUAUUGACUUUGGAAUGCUUGGAAUCGGAGACCCAGCUUUGGGGUGCGAUAAAGAUACUUGGAGCAGAGCGAGAGGUGAUAGUGCUAGUUCGGGGAAAUUAUUUAAUGUUUCCGUCGUAGAUUAUGCCCCCACUCUCAAAAAGGCUCGGGUUUCAGUGGGUAAUGUUCCCGUAGGCAUUUAUCGCCAAGGACCAAGGGACCAGAACAGCAGUAGGAGAAAACCGCAAUCAUGGCAUAACCAAACAACCGAACCCGAAAUUUUUAAAGUAUUUCAGCAAGUUCGGCAUAAUGGUAAUUAUUACGCCUCCGUUCGGAAUUUCUUUGCCAAAAUGGUAAUGAAUUUUGGGAUUAAUGACUUAUUUUUGUGCUUAACUAUCAACAACCAACAAAAAAACCUCCAAUUUCGUCGGUCUCCGUGA